UGCAGGCGACGCGGCGGGGCCGGGCGCGGGGCGAGGAGUCGCGCACAGAGUCGCCGCUGCCCCCAGCCCCAGUGCGACCAGGGCUUCGCGCCAGGAGGCGGCGGCCAGGCCGAGCUCCAACCCUGCAAGCCGGGGCCCCGACGGCUGCCCAGCCCGGGUAAGGAGUCGGAGGAGGAGCAGGACGAGGAGGAAGGCGGCCGCGCCGGGCACCGGGCAAUGGCGCUCGACUUCCUGGCUGGAUGCGCCGGGGGUGUGGCAGGCGUGCUCGUGGGACACCCAUUUGACACGGUCAAGCUGCAGAGCCUAUGGAUCCAGAACAGACAUAAGCAACAAAGAGCUUGGACAUGGCCAAGGCUCUCAGGAGGCUGGGCCUGACCAGUGUCCCCAAGCCCAGAUUGCUGACAUAGGUUCCCAAGGAGAUGGCCAGCUGUCCUGCCAGCGCUUUCUUUAUUUAACUGAUGACCGCUGUCCUGAGGAGGGGCUCUGGGCAGGAACCAAGCAGGAGUUCCGUGGAGCCCGUUGCUGUGCUGGGAGCCCCUGCUGUGGACAGGUGCGGCUGCAGGUACAGAAUGUGGCAAAGCCCCAGUACCGAGGGACGGCGCACUGUUUCCAGUCCAUCAUCCGCCAGGAGAGUGUGCUGGGCUUAUACAAGGGCCUGGGCUCGCCCCUCAUGGGGCUCACCUUCAUCAACGCACUGGUGUUUGGCGUUCAGGGCAACACGCUCCGUGCCCUGGGCCGUGACACGCCGCUGAACCAGUUUCUGGCAGGUGCGGCAGCAGGUGCCAUUCAGUGCAUCAUCUGCUGCCCGAUGGAGCUGGCCAAGACGCGGCUGCAGCUGCAGGACGCAGGCCCUGCGCGCACCUACAAGGGCUCCCUGGACUGCCUGGUGCAGAUCUACCGGCGCGAGGGCCUGCGCGGCGUCAACCGCGGCAUGGUGUCCACACUGCUGCGUGAGACGCCCAGCUUCGGCGUCUACUUCCUCACCUACGACGUGCUGACGCGCACGCUGGGCUGUGAGCCGGACGACCGCCUGCUGGUGCCCAAGCUGCUGCUGGCGGGUGGCACGUCAGGCAUCAUGUCCUGGCUCUCCACUUACCCGGUGGAUGUGGUCAAGUCACGGCUGCAGGCCGACGGACUGCGGGGCACCCCGCGCUACUGCGGCAUCCUGGACUGUGUGCGCCAGAGCUACCAGGCUGAGGGCUGGCGCGUCUUCACGCGGGGGCUGGCCUCCACGCUGUUGCGUGCCUUCCCGGUCAACGCCGCCACCUUCGCCACCGUCACCGUGGUGCUCACCUACGCGCGGGGUGAGGAGACCCGGCUCGACGGUGAGGCUGUGCCCGGGGCCGCCCCGGCAGCACCCGCCCUGGCCCAGCCCUCCAGCCUGUGACAUUCAGGCCAGUGCCGCCCAGCCUAAGCUCCCCGCGGCUGCUUUUCAGAACCCAGCCAGGAGACCAGCUGGCAUUUUGCCAUGGCGCUGAUGGUCCUUGCCCAUGUGUGAGGGAUAGGGACCCCAUCACACCUGGAUUGAAUUCCAGUCAUUAACUGGGCCACGAAAUUAAUGUCCACAAGCCCCAGUUUUCUCAGCUAUCAAAUGAGGGUGCUCACACCACCCACAUCGUACGGUCCUGAAGGUCAGAGAUGACGCCUGCAGCGCUUGGCCUGGUGCCUGCCAGAGUCCCGGUCAGCGCCAGCACUGCUCCUUGGGGGCUUCGGGAAGCCCAGCCCCACACUAUAACUCCCCCUCACCUGCCAAUACCACCUGCCUUCCAGCCAGCCCGAAGCCCCGCCCCAGGGGUCUGAUGGCCCUGCCUAGCAACUAACUCCCCUAACACCUCCCCCAGUACAGCCCUGGGCACAGUCCUGGGCCACCUGUCCUGUCUCUAAGGGACAGAGGGGCACGCGGGAGGCCUCCUGGUGUCGCAGGACUGGGUCCCCUGCUGAUGCACUCCCAGCUUCUCCAUACAGCACUGCUGGGGAUGCCCCUAGGGCUGCCGCUCCCACAGGGGAGUCCUUGGGGCCUGCAAGAAGAGGCUCCUAUCAGCUUAGGGGCUGGGGUGGGGAGGGGCAGACCCAGGUCAGUGGGAAGGGAGGAGAGCCCCAUAUGGAUGUGACAAGGGGAAGUCUUUGUACCCUGGGCCUCAGGCAGCCCAUCUGUAAGAUGGGGCCAUGGGUCAGCUGAUGUCUACGAUUCUGGCCCACUACUGCCAGCCCAAGUUCCCCAAGGUGUCCAGAGUAUUCAUCAAGGGGAGCAGUAUGGGACCUCCUUGCCCAGGGCUGAAACAGCUCAAGCCACAAACAAGCCAAAGGUCAGUUCCUCCCCACCCCAGCAAAUAGUGCUCCCAAGAGACAGUGAAAGUUAGUAGGCACACAGUUUGGGGCCCCUGAGGCAGAAGAGGCCCCUGCAGGCAGAGGGAGGGACAGGCACCCAUCCCUGAAAGAUGUGGAGCUGAGGCCCUGUGAUUGGAUGGGGGGCGGGUGUCUUUGCACAGGUUCUUGGGUGCCUGAGGGCAUGAAGGUGGGUCUGGCCCUGAAUCCCGGCCUCCUUUGCCCUGAGUGCAGCUCACCUUCCCAGGGAGUGUGACCAAGCUCAUCCACGAAGCAGACUGUCACCACUAAGACCUCCAGCUUUGUACGGGGUAUAACUAUUGUACAUAAACUGCAGAGGGAAUAAAGUUCUGUUUGUCUUAA
Molecule: messenger RNA, 2688 nt
Organism: Loxodonta africana (African savanna elephant)
Lineage: Eukaryota; Metazoa; Chordata; Mammalia; Proboscidea; Elephantidae
Gene: SLC25A29
Product: solute carrier family 25 member 29
Exons: 5
Coding region: 671-1387 (238 amino acids)
Biological process (GO): mitochondrial L-ornithine transmembrane transport
Cellular component (GO): mitochondrion
Molecular function (GO): high-affinity L-arginine transmembrane transporter activity
Source: RefSeq, a predicted model, not a curated record